Molecule: messenger RNA, 1356 nt
Organism: Aspergillus alliaceus
Lineage: Eukaryota; Fungi; Ascomycota; Eurotiomycetes; Eurotiales; Aspergillaceae
Exons: 1
Coding region: 634-912 (92 amino acids)
Source: RefSeq, a predicted model, not a curated record
AAAAAACAUGACAGUUUAAAAAAAAAGAAAAAGAAAAAAGGGGAGCUAAAAAAAUUUGCACCGUGCGACCCAGAUGUUUCAUCCCGCUGAUCACCUCCAUCCCCAUUGACGAAAGUAAAUACCCAACAAGCAUUUUCUUUUCUCCAUCACCCCCAUGUGGAAUGAGAAAAGUCUAACCCCGGGUUACAUAAUGGGGGCCAAACCCAAAUACCUGACCGUAAUGGGUAGGAUACCCUGUUUCUUUGAGGGCUCGAUGCAUUCAUUGGUGGUGAUGGUUUCUCUACGCGGUUAUUCUUCUAUUUCUGGAAGUUAUUUUUGUACAGCAGCAACUAGUAGGAUGCUGUGCGUCUUCGUACGUAGGGUAUGACAGGGGGCGGGGUUGGAGGUCAAAACGAUGCGAUGUGUCAUUUACCUAUGAGAUGGGUGGACUAAGCCCUACGAAAGUUUGUUGGUGGUGUCAGAUCAUCAGAUCCCUGUUCCCCAUGUGCUAGAUAGGAUUACGACUCGAGAGGUGGGAGGCCUAUACGAGGGAGAGCCUCUCGAGAGAAAAAUUUUGCGCCGCCGGGGAAUGAUUUACGUACUGUACUAUCAACUUUUUUUUCUACCCGCGUCGCUAUACUUUGUUAGGACUCCAUGUUGAAGAUGUUGGUAAUAUCGUUUACUCUUCUGAUCUUCUCUCUAUUUGGUCCACAAGCACGGUCUAAUAGAGCUGUCUUUACAACGGCCUUUGUUAUUUCUUCUUUUUCCCCUUUAUAUACUUCUGGUUUUAGAGCCAAUUCUUGGCUGAAGAAUCUCCUGAGGUAUGUUACGCAAAUCGCCCAAAAUUAUAGAAACAAAAUGCAAUCUCCGCCAAAUAAGAGUAAGCAAAGCAAGCAACUUAGUAUGCACAGAUCUGUAUGUACGGCAGAAUAGAAAGCAAAGGCCGAAAUCCCUUCAUUCCCCACUUCCGAGAAGCCGGGUUCCUCGCUAGUCUCAGAUCCAGGCCAUGUGCCCAUCUCCAGGGGUACAUACAUACAUACAUACAACGUACGUGUAUACAUGGCCACGGAUACGCGAUCGAUACCGAUGGGGAAAAUUCCUGGCCCCCAAUCCUGCGCAUGAUCACGAAUGCAAGGGAGCAACCACAGGCGGUUGUGUAACCCACGGAGGGACAAGGAACAGGCGUCACAUUCCUGUCUCUCUCGUGGCAGUCAGGGAAUAUUAGACCUCAAACAAGCGCCGAGGGGAUAGUAAAUCGGCUAAUCGAGGCUAUAGAUAGCAGCAGGAAAUGCUCUAGGCAUCGUGUUGAUACUAUUGUUGGGAGAUGGUGUGCUGCUUACUAGUUGCAGAUAAUCCAUGUUAAGUUACGCGCUUACU